Messenger RNA from Styela clava, 9974 nucleotides. The record is from RefSeq and is a predicted model, not a curated record. NCBI's taxonomy places the organism in Eukaryota, Metazoa, Chordata, Ascidiacea, Stolidobranchia, Styelidae.
UGUAAAUUCUUAUUUUAUUAGUUGUAUCUAAACUACAUUAAAUUUAAAUUUACCACUACUAAUGUCAAGAUCAAUUGAACAAGUUGAAGCGCUUGUAUCAAAAGCAGUGAGAUAUGCAAAAUCUGAAAAAGAACUUUCCAUAAAGGGGCUCAAUUUUGGUCGAUGGUGGAAUGAGGUUGGGGAAUAUGAGAAAGCUUCAAAAUGGAUAACUAGAUAUCUUGUUAUUUAUGACAAGGAUGCAAAAGCUCACAAACUACUUGGCGAAAUUUAUGAAAAAUUAGACAGGAGCGAUGCCGCUCUAGCUUGUUACAAAAGCUCACUGCGGGUCAAACCACAGCAGUACGAGCUGAUGUUGAAAGUAGCAGAAAUGCACAUUAAUCCUGGACCAACACAGAAUCCAAACCGAGCACAAGUUUGGUUGGAUAAAGCGGCAGUUGCUUUACCUAAUCAUCCACAAGUCUACAAACUAAAGAUGGAACUAUAUCUUGCACAAGAAGCUCCUUCUUCCAGACUCGAAGAGACUAUUCUUCAAGAACUGAAGAAGCGGCCAAAUGAUCCGUCACUUUAUGUUGAAUACGUUACUUUUUUGAAGAAUCAAGAAAGACUAAAUGAAGCUUUUGCUUUCGUGGAAAAAAUAGAACAUGACUAUUCAAUACCGAAAGUUGUGGAAAAGGAUAUGGAAUGGAACCAAUGUCUGGUUGAUACAUGCAAGGAUUAUGCAGAGCAUAUGAGUGAUGAUGAUGUUACAGAUGAAUCUAUUAAGGCAUAUUCUAUGUUGUUGAUAAGUUUAUGUCGCAAUGUUUGGUUAUGCUUCGAGCAAGAAAAAUACAACGAAGCAUUGGAAUUUCUGGCUUUGUUGGACAAAAGCUUAUUUUCGGUCUCUAACUUGAACCAACAAGAGUCUGACAAUGAUGACUUAGAAUGGGAUGCAAUUAUGAACGAGUCAAAAGGACAACUGUACUGGUUGUCUGCAAUUGCUAUCAUUCAUCAAGCUAUUGAGAGUAAUAUUCAGUGGAAUGAUGCCAUAAAACUCUCUGCAGCUUGCUAUUCUGUCAGUUUAUCAUUUCCCAUUGCCGAUAUUUCUGCGACAUGGGCAUCAUGGUCAAAAGACAACAGCUUCCCAGGGAAAUUAAAAACUAUGAGUGGAUUCCGGUUAAGUCAGUGUGCCUACAUGAUGUAUAACCUUACUUCUGUGUCACAUACUGAUUGUACUCGAGAGAACGAAAUUAAUGAAAGAGAAUGGCUGAGAGAAGUUACUGAUAAUUAUUGUACCGAGGAGGGCAGAGUCAAAGUCUUCCAAUGUCUGUUUGGUCAAAACUCUAAUCCAGAAACUUCAAUGAUUUAUUCUGAUGAGACAUUUCCAGGAAUUGCAUGUGAGCUCAUAUCAGAAGAUGUGCUUGGAGAAUAUGAUAUAAGUGCCGCAAUUGGUGGUGAUCUUCAGACAUGGGUAUGGAUGGGAUUGCAAUGGAAACAAAAUUUUGAUAAUUCUUUCGAUCCAUUUUCUUGGAUAUCAGCUACAUUUUCUGACUUACAACUUGCACCUUCCAGCAUUGCUAAAUAUGGGAAUAUCUGGAAUCUUUUUCGAUUGGAUGUGGAAGCAUUUGUAGUAGCUUGUGUGUUAUAUGCAGAAAAGGCAGGAAAACUAUGGAGUGGAAUCAGAGGAAGGAAUGAUGACGAUGCUCUUGGAAUGAAUCGCCUUCCUUUGCCACUGUGCAAGAAAUUAGUAACUGGAAAUCAGUUGAACUGGUGGGAUGCAGUAUGCAAGUUACACAAUAAAAGAAACACAGAAAGAAUAUUUAAUACCAACCAAAUUAAGGCUACAUUACGGCAUGGACUUGAAGCUAUUCGUGGUUCUGGAAAUCAUGGAUUACAAUUAUUACUCAUCGCUUCACUGGCUAAGCAUUUCGCAGCUAAGGCUUGCUCCAUUGACAAGAGUGGUAUGGGAACAUCGUCAAUACCUUGGUUAGCAUACCAGAGUCGUGCUGCUCAUUAUUGGAUGUUGGCUUUACCUUUAUUACAAACUGCGGCAUCUAAUCGGAUCAGACGUCAAACUGAACCUAUAGAUAGAUUGUUUCCUAACACAUUGAAUGAUCCAACUGUACAAGAGGCACGAGGGUUCAUAUCUGAGGUAUACAUGUGUAACGGAAGUCUUCUAGUACAAGAAGGAGAUUUGAAACGUGCUUUGGAUAUGUAUGGAAAAGCUGAAACACCACAUGCAUCAUUUUGUGAAGCUCUGAUUUACAAGCAACUAUUGGAAAAUUGUGACAAGGAAGAUUCAAUUACUACUAGUGGAAACAGGAGACGCGAUACGUAUCGAAGAAAGUACAUUGCUCGGCUAGAAAUAACACUAAACCGCCUUCAACGGGAUCCUGAUGAAGAACUUUCUCGAAGAACUGAAACUUUACUUCAUGAAUGCGUAUCCCCGUCAUCAAGUCGUACUUUCAAACAGGAAGGCGAAACGAAACGAUUGUUUGAGGAAACAAUGUCAAGAAACUUGCCUCAUAUUGCUAAUCACACUGUCAAUUCAGAAGUUGAUGUUUCUGUUUUACCAACUAUACCGAGCAAACAAUCAACACCGAAGAAUGAAGCUCGGCCUGUUGAACCUAUUGAUUCAGAUAAAAAUGGGAUGAUGACUCAGCUCACACAAAACAUGUGUACAUUGGCUACUGCUAUGUCUUCACUUCAACUACAAUUUAAUGAAAAUAUGAAUAAAAUGGAACAAAACAAAAGUCAAAAACAGACUCGAUCGGGAACAGAGGAAAAGAAAGAAGUAGUUUUGGAAUCAGUUGUUCAGCAACUUGCUAAAUUAACGACACUUGUCUCUGAACUGCAAGAGAAAAAAGAAGUUGCAGAAUCGGUGAAAUACCAGAAACAGCAAGAGGCCAUGCAACUACAGUUGCAGCAAUUGCAAGAUCAAGUCAAUCGGUCACAAUUUGGUACACCAGUUGCACCAGGAAGAGUUGUUCACUUGACUCAAUCGGAAGGACAGAUGCCAGGCAGUCCGAUGCACCAGGUAUAUGAUCCUCAUUCUUACCAGCAAGCUGCGCUUGGACAAAUCAGCAGCCCAAUGCAAUCUGGCAAUCCAUACUACAAUAUGCUUUCAUACCAACAAGGAUAUCCACCACAGAGCCCAGCUCUUGCUGCAAUGUAUGCUCAACAGGGAUAUAUUCUUCCUCAGUCACAGUAUGGCCCGAGAAUGCCGCAGCAGGUAUUGGAUAACCAUGGAAUGCCUAGCCCAUCUCAUACACCACCUACACAUGUUGGCAGGCCUCAGGUUCCUCCAUCAAAUGCUGAAUUAUCAAUUACAAAAGAAGGCGCCGAUGCUCUUUCCAUUCGAUUCCAAGCUUCACUGAGUGGAAGUGCUUCACCAACUAGCAUGAGUAGAGGAGGUGGUGUUCAAUCACCAGCACUUUCAAGAAGUGGACAACCAGCACAAUCACAAUCUGCUUUCACAACAUUAGGUUUCAACCAACGAGAUAUGCCAAGUGGCUCAGCUUCACCAUUUCAACAAGUACGUUUACCACAAAGUAGCAGCGAACCAAUUCUCGGAGAUCAACAACAACAACAAGAUUUUGCUGAUCAUCAGUUUGGCCAUAAUACACAAUUUCCUGGUGCCAGAACUCAACCUCAACAAUAUGAAUCUGAUUAUUCGGUAUUACAAAAUAUGCCGAACCUUACUGCUCACAGAUACCAACAAAACAUUGGUCUGGAUGAAAGCUAUUUGCCUCCUAAUGUACAAAAUUCUGUGCAGCCAGUGACUCAACUCGGUGAACCAUCAGUGCUUAGGAAAAUUCUGUCCAAUGAUGGAAGCUCAGCUUUCCAACCAGCACCACCUGAGUUGCAACGUCGUCCUGAAAUUAAUUAUCCGGAACACAUCAAUUUUCCUGAAAAUAAGAAUCAAACUGCUCCAUCUACCACAUGGAAUUAUAAAUUUCAAACUCCAGAAGAAAUGGAUAAAGCAAAUGAUAAACUAAAAGCAGAUGAAGAGGCAGAAGAUGCAAACACAUCCCAGAACGACACUGGUCCUCACUUUGAACCAAUUGUGAGAUUGUCUGAAGUUGAGGUACGUACUGGUGAGGAGGAUGAGGAAGCUGUUUUCUCUGAAAGUGCAAAAUUGUAUAGAUGGACUGAAGGACAAUGGAAGGAAAGAGGAGUUGGUGUGAUGAAGAUAUUAAAACAUAAAGAAACUGGAAAAUACAGAAUUCUUAUGAGACGGGAUCAGAUUCUAAAAAUAUGCUGUAAUCACUUAAUUGGAAAAGAUCUGGAGUUACAAGCGAUGCCUAAAUCAGAUAAAGCAUGGAUAUGGCAUGCAUUGGAUUUUUCUGAGGAGGAAAGCAAACAGGAAGGAUUUGCUAUUCGAUUCAAAACUCCUGAACUUGCGAAUUCAUUCAAAGAAAAGUUUACAGAAGGAAAGGAAAUUAAUAUUAAACUCAGUGGAGGUACACCUGUACGUGCGUCUACAACUGCAAAAGUAACUUCACACAAACCUGCAUCUACUGUGGAUACUUUGCCUAAAACUACAAACUCGAUAGUGGCACAAGGAGAGACCAAAUCUUCUACCAGUGAUGUAACAAUCCCAAAAUUUUCUUUUGCUUUUCCAAAACCAUCAGCAGCAGCUGCUAACCUUGCAGCAAAGAUCGCGGGUUCGCCACAGAAGUUGGUUUCCACUGCUGGUCAAGAAACGAAACCAGAAAGUUCAAAUAAUGAUGGCGAUCAGAAUGAAGACAUACAUAAUGAAUCUGGAGAUGGUCCUCAUUUUGAACCGAUUGUUAAACUUCCUGAUAAAGUCGAAACUAAAACAGGAGAAGAAGAUGAACAGGUUCUUUAUUGUCAUCGUGUGAAGUUAUAUAAAUACACUGACAAACAAUGGAAAGAAAAAGGAAUUGGUGAAAUGAAAAUUUUACACAAUGCUGGCACAAAGAAAAGUAGAAUUGUAAUGCGAAGAGACCAGGUUUUGAAGCUAUGUGCAAACCAUUACAUUAUUCCUGAAAUGAAGUUCUCACAUCUUGGAAAUUCUGAUAAAGCAUGGACUUGGACUGCUGUUGAUCAUUCUGAUCCAGAUGUUGAACCUAAACCAGAAGUACUCGCUGUUCGAUUUAAAACUGCUGAAGAGGCUUCUGACUUUGUGAAGGUUGUUAAUCAAGCAAAAGAUAUAUUGCAAGGAAAAGAUGUCUCUUCAUUGACAACUACUGUUUCUUUCAUCAAGUUAUCAACCCAAACUACUGCUACGACAUCAUCUUUCAAAUUAUCAACUGUAUCUACAACUACCAGCCAGACCACGCCACAAAGUAUUGCCCAAACACAAGUCUCUUCCACAAAAGGAAUGUUGGUAGUUGAUAAGAAGGCUGGAGCUUGGAAUUGUUCGGGAUGUUAUGCUUUGAAUGAACCUACCGAUUCAAAAUGCCCAUGCUGUGGUGUGCCUAAUCCAUCGGCACCCAAAGUUGAGGAAACAAAGCCUUCUGCAUCAACAUUUGCAUUUGGCAUCUCUUCAAAACCAACUGGAUUUUCCUUUGGGAUUCCUUCCACGAAUGCAAGCGUAUCGAAACCAAUAUUUGGAAAUCAGCAGCCUGUGCAAUCGAAUUCAGCAACAAUAAGUUUUGGUUCAACUGGUUUUACUUUUGGACAAAACAAGUCAACUUCUGCGACUACUGUGUCUACUACUUCAGUAUUCAGCGUACAAACUUCAGAAAAAUCUGAUACAGCCAGUACAGCAGCUACCAUCCCUGAACCAUCGGUUUCACAAGUAUCAACUACUGGUGUACUGAGGGUCACCAAAAAGGUCGGCAGUUGGAGAUGUGAAUCUUGUUAUGUGGAAAAUGAACAAGACAAUGCAGUUUGCCAAUGUUGUGGGCAAGCAAAUCCGAAUGCCACACAAGCACCAGCUGGAGAAGCAAAGCCUGGAUUGUUUGACAUGAAUACAAACCAGGGCAGUAAAUUCUCAUUUGGAAUUUCUAGUCAACCAACAGUAUUUUCUACAAAGACUUCUUCCAGCAUAGUGUCUCCACCAAAAUUCAUGUUUGGGAAAUCUGAUGCAUCUUCAUCCUUCGGGUUUAAUCAACAACAACAAACCAGCAAUUUAUUUUCUAAUCUGAGUUCAACAGCACCAAAAUCUACUUCAUCUACCACUGGACAAUUACCAAAACCAAGAUUUCCAAGUGUCGGUGAUGAGGAAGAUAGCGAUGAGGAUGAAGAUGAUGAAGAUUACACUGAUGAUUCUUCUGAGAAUUUAAGCUGUGAGGAUCGUGAUAAUGCUUACAAUGAAAGGUACAGAUCCCCUCUCAAUCGCCAAGAACAGCAGCACCAAAAGGAAGAAGAAAGUGAUAGUGAUGUGAUUUGUAUCGGGGAGAUUCUUCCAUCUGAAGAACUUCAGAAAAAGGCUGAAAAUCUCAUGUUACCGAAACAUUUUUAUAAUUUUCUUAAAGAAGGAGAAGAAAAUGAAACUGGGGAUGAUUCAGAAACAGGAGAUGAAAAGUCUCAACCAAAAGGAAAAGAAAAGUCAUCAAUCUUUCAAGCACUCACCACUUCUGUGUCAACUACGACUACUGAUAAGUCAACAUUUGGAUUCUCUGCUGGUGCAACAUCAUUUGGUGAUUUGAUUAAAUCUAACACAGGUGAUGGAUUCGCUUUCGGUAAUAAGUCAGGUGGAUGGAUAGGAAUGCCAGAGCAAAAGCCAUUGUUUGCCAGCCUGACUCAAGGUGGUGAUGAUGACGACGGAACACACCCAAGUGAAGAAAAUGCUGAUAUUCAUUUUGAACCGAUAGCAAGACUCCCUGAAAAAGUUGAAAUAAUUACAGGAGAAGAAGAUGAAGAAGAAUUAUAUUCACAACGAUGCAAAUUAUAUAGAUUUAAUAAACCAACUAAUGAAUGGAAAGAAAGAGGCACUGGGGAAAUAAAAUUGAAGAGACACAAUAAAAAUGGUCGUAUAAGAAUUGUCAUGAGACGAGAGCAAAUCUUUAAGGUCUGUGCGAAUCAUUAUAUUCGACCAGGCAUGACGAUGGAUAAAAGCAAGACCUCUGACAGAGCAUGGACUUGGACGGCAAUGGAUUUUGCUGACAAUGAAGAACCAACUAUGGAGAUAUUUACUGUCAGAUUUAAAAAUACAGAUCAAGCUGAGGAAUUCAAAGCAAAAUUUGAUGAAUGUCAAAUGAUGUUAUUAGAUGUGGAUCCUAUGACACCAUGCAAAGCGAGUUCAAUGAGAAGUAAAGAACUGUCGGACAAAGCAGAAAAAAUGAAAAAUGAGUUGAAAUUUUUCAAGGACAAGUUUUCCGAACAAACAAAUAUCCAGAAAGAGAACAGUGAGUCUAGCCCAACUGAAUCUGGACCUUUGAUGGUUGGAUCCCUCACUCCACUUGUUCAACAGCACACUCAAAGUUUGAGAGAAAAGUCUGAAGAUAUUGUCAAGAGAUCUGAUGACUCAAUACUAGACACACCACGCAAGAAAACUGAAAACUCCUUUGCAUCACGAGGCAAUAAAUUUUCAUUCCAACCUAAAGCUGAUAAUAAUCAACAAACUCCCAGCAGACAACACACUACAAGUGCUGGUUCUGAUGAUCCGCAGGCUGAAACUGAUAUUCAAUUUGAACCAAUUUAUCAACUACCUGAUCAUGUGGAAAUAAUUACUGGAGAAGAAGAUGAACAAAUCCUGUUCGGAAAUCGAGCAAAAUUAUACAUGUUUCAUAAGGAGGCAAAACAAUGGAAAGAACGAGGUGUUGGAGACAUUAAAAUUUUACAACAUCUUUCAAGUUUCAAAGUUCGAGUUUUAAUGAGAAGAGAACAGGUCUUGAAAGUUUGCUUGAAUCAUUAUGUUCAACCUGAAAUCAAACUUAGUUUUAAAGAACAGACGUCGGCUAAAACUUUGCUGUGGACAGCAACAGAUUUUUCUGAUUCUGAAAAACCGGCUGGAGAGACGCUUCAAUUUGCACUACGAUUCAAAAAUCCUGAUACUGCGUCUGCGUUCAAAAACUUAUGGAAAGAAGGUGCAGAGGCAGCAGUUGCAGAAACAUUACUUGAACCUGACGAAUCCGCUAUCAAUACUUCAACUAUAAAACCCGGUGUUACCAGCCCUGGUGCUGUGGCCAAUAGCCCACAAAGUCCAGUUGAUCAGCCAAAGCCUACAUUUAGCUUUGCAAAUGUUCCAAGUCCAUUUGACGCAGCUAAAAAUGCUGAUGAAGGACCACAUAAAGUUAUGGGUUUUGUGUUCGGUAAAAGCACCCAGUCAGAAUCAACUCCGACCACUGAUAAGUUUAAAUUUGAUGUUUCAAAGAUGUCUUUUAACUUAGGUUCAACAAGCACACCACAGAUGGGUAGUAUCAGUACACCAUCAGCGAAUUUCUUUACCCCACCUCAGAAUAUGGCAGAGCCUAGAACUGGAGCAGUCACGAAGUCUUUAUUCUCUGAAGAUUCUGCAUCGGAUAGUACAGUUAAUAGCAAUUUAUAUGUAACAUCGAGUGAUACUUUCAGUCAAGCUGAUCAGUCAACUGUGAUAUCCAAUAAUGAGAGUCCAACGGUACAAUCAGUAGCCAAAGAAUCUUCUCCUGCUGAACAACAGACAUUCACAACAACAGGAAAAGGUUAUAAACCUUCUCCAUUAGCGGCAAAUUUUUCGAACCAAGGAACAGUUUCAGUUCAGAGCGGAAACAAGUUCCAGUUCAAGCCUGUUGUUGGUGAAAUUGCACAAAAAACUACAGACAUCUCAGGGGAAAAGAAGGCUGAAAACGAUAAUGAUGAUGAUGAUGAUGAUGAUGUAAUUUUUGUUUCGGAAGCAAAACCAACUGAAGAUCAACGUAGAAGAGCUGAAAAAUUGAUGCUUCCUUCAACUUUCUUUUUAUAUGAAAAUAAAACCCUUCCAUUAGGAUUUAAUGAGAAGUUGGAAGAAGAAAAAGAAGAUGGAAUUCUUCAAUUCAUUGAAGAUCGAGAUAGCGGAAAGUUAUCAGCUAAAACUGGGCAAAAAACAAAUAAAGCAGAAUUGUCCGAAUUGGAUUCCAUCGAGAAGAAUACUGAGCCAAGACCUGCUGUUGUCACUUUAAAUGGUGGUCAAACCAAUGCUGAUGUUGGACAGCAAUCCAUAUUUGCUGGCGCAAUGUUAAAUCUUGCAAGCAGUGGCGGAUUUGCUUCAUUCGCCGAUAUGGCUUCUGGUGUUCAGAAUGUUGGAUUUAAAAAAGAUCCUUCUUUUCAGUUCCCUGGCGCAGGGCAAGUAAUGUUUCAGCAGCAAAACACAAAUGAAAAUUUUGAUCAGGAUCCAAGUUCUUAUGCACCUGACACACAAUUCAAACCUGUAUUGGAUAAACUUCCACCCUUGGUUGAAAAGAAUACUGGCGAAGAAGGAGAAGAGAUUUUGUUCAAAGAAAGAUGUCGAUUAUAUCGGUACGAUAAAGAUACGAAUCAAUGGAAAGAGAGAGGAGUUGGUGACAUAAAAAUUCUAUUCAAUGAUAUACAGAAUAUGUAUCGUGUGGUUAUGAGAAGAGAACAGGUUUUAAAAGUUUGUGCCAAUCAUGUAAUCAAUGAAAAAACAGAACCAAAGUAUCAUUUGGGAUCUUCAAAAACUUGUUCAUAUUUUACCUUGGAUUAUACAGCUGGACCGACACCUACACCGGAGCAAUUUGCGUUCAGAUUCAAAACAGAAGAUAUGUGUAAAACCUACAUGAACAAAAUUGAAGAAGUUAAAGAACUACAACAAAACGAAUCUUCUUGUUAGCUUAUAUUUCCUAGUGCUAUCAAGUAUUUUCUCAUGGCAUUGUUUCAUACCUGGUGCUUUUCCUUUCAUGCGAAAUGUGACUAUACUUUGCCUAAUAUCACAUUGAUUACAUGUUCACGACAAUUUUUGCCUAAUUUUACUACCAAUCAAAGUAGUCAAGUGGAAGGAUUAUUAUAAUGAUCGUGGAUGAAAAGAUGCUCAUCACCACUUAAUUGUACAUUAUGGUCUACGUUUCGAUAUUUUCUAGUGUUUAUUUUGAAAAUACAAUCACCUGUACCAA